Equus caballus (horse) is the source of this 962-nucleotide messenger RNA. The record is from RefSeq and is a predicted model, not a curated record. NCBI's taxonomy places the organism in Eukaryota, Metazoa, Chordata, Mammalia, Perissodactyla, Equidae.
AAUAGGUUUCCUGAUGAACCUGGAUGGAAAAAUCCAAUCUAACAGUGCUGAAUGAAUUCAUUCUCACAGGAAUCACAGACCAUCCUGAGCUGCAGGCUCCAUUAUUUGUGCUGUUUCUCAUGAUCUACAUGAUCUCAGUGGUGGGCAACUUGGGCAUGGUCAUCCUCACGAAGAUGGACUCCAAGCUACAAACGCCCAUGUACUUUUUCCUCAGACACCUGGCUUUCACUGAUCUUGGUUAUUCAACAACCGUGGGACCCAAAAUGUUAGUAAAUUUCAUUAUGGAUCAAAAUUCAAUCUCCUAUUAUUUUUGUGCUACACAGCUAGCUUUCUUUCUCAUGUUUAUUAAUAGUGAGCUUUUUAUUCUGUCAGCAAUGUCCUAUGACCGCUGUGUGGCCAUCUGUGACCCUCUGCUCUACACAGUCAUCAUGUCACAAAGGGUAUGUAGGGUGCUGGUGGCAAUGCCAUAUCUUUACAGCACAUUUGCUUCUCUUUUAGUCACCAUAAAGAUUUUUAAUUUGUCCUUCUGUGGCUACAAUACUGUCCAUCAUUUCUACUGUGACUGUCUCCCCUUAUUAUCUUUGCUCUGCUCAGACACAUGGGAAAUUGAAAUGAUUAUUCUGAUAUUAGCAGGUUUUGAUUUGAUAUCCCUUCCAGUAGUACUUGUGUCUUACCUGCUCAUUCUCAGAGCCAUUCUCAGGAUGAAUUCUACUGAAGGUAGGCGCAAGGCUUUCUCCACCUGUGGAUCCCACCUGACAGUGGUCACAGUGUUCUAUGGGACUUUAGCAUUUAUGUAUGUACAGCCCAAGUCCAUUCACUCCUUUGACACUGAUAAAGUGGCUUCCAUAUUUUACACACUGGUUAUUCCUAUGUUAAAUCCCUUGAUUUAUAGCUUGAGGAACACAGAUGUUAAAUAUCCCCUACAUAAGGUGUUGAAAAAAAUAGGCAAUACCUUUUCUUAA